Bemisia tabaci is the source of this 5773-nucleotide messenger RNA. RefSeq lists its product as uncharacterized. NCBI's taxonomy places the organism in Eukaryota, Metazoa, Arthropoda, Insecta, Hemiptera, Aleyrodidae. The record is from RefSeq and is a predicted model, not a curated record.
UUUUUUCCGCCGGGUCGUCUGAACAUGUGAUGUAAACAAACUGUCCGACCACAUGGUUUAUCAGUGCAGCGAGUUCGCGAUUUUCCUAACGGUAGGCCACAAUCGUCUAUCCUGAAUUCGCGUGGUGCGUGGUUUUCAUUCACAGAAUAGUGUAGUACUACAGUCUGGGGUAGAUUCCUCCCGUGGAUCUUAGUGUUGUGUAAAACUGAACCGCUCUGUUCCAACGUGGGAAUUUUCCGUUGUCUUUUUCGGUGGCCCAAUGAUUUGGACCUCACUGAAGUCCAAACUAAACGUCUCGUGAAUUUCUUAGUGUUCCUCCGAUAACCUUCACAGGAUUGUGUGUUCAUAAUUUUCGGUUUGUUGUAGCGUCGUGCGUUGAUACUAGCAUUUAUCAGCAUGUGCAUUGUUUUGAAUCCGUGAAUCCGAAUUGCGUUGUACUCAUGUGAAAAUGGAAAACCUAUCGGCUCCUUGCUUCAAGUACGACUCUGAGAUCACAGACUGUCACCUUUUCAGGAGUGAAUACGCUCGCGACUUGGCGAUGGACGCCUCGCAUCAGAGCAAAUCCCUGGAUUAUUCCUUUCGCGAUUCUCCCAUCCGUGAGGAGAGCGAGACGAAAUCUUGGUUCCGCAAAAGUUCGUUAUCGUCGCCUAAACCCAGUCCGCGAAGUGCAUUCAUGGAUACCUCCAAUCGUGAUUGCUCCAAGUUCUAUCCGCGCAACAGUGAAAUCACCAAGUUUAACAAACUGAGAAAGGAUACUGCUAAAUUAUUGGAUUCGAGGAAUGGUGACAUAUUGAUGAACAGCCGUGAAGAAUCGUUGGAGGACGAAGUUUGCCGUCUUAAAAAGGAGUGCCAAAAUCUAAUGGAAGAAAACAAAAGACUCGAACAAGCGGCAUCUGAAGACUCCAUUCACACUUUGCAAUGGCAACUUAAACAGACUGAAUCCAAUAGGCAAAUGUACAGAGCUGUCAUGGAGCAGGUUGCCAAAUUCCUUGAUCGAGUUCAUAAGACUUUUGACGGAAACCAAUGUAAAAUGAACACCCCGACCAAAAUUAGAAAUAGAGUACCUCGAUCAAGAAGUGUUCACACUGUAGUGACCUCAUGUAGUAGUAGAGCAUCAUCACCAUCUCCAACUCAUAAUUCCAUGUGCAUCAAUGUACAACGUGCCAAUAGCAUUGCUCAGAUAGCCGACACCCGGAGAGUGCCAAGGCAUCCACCAGAAGAUAUAUCACCUGAAAAAAUUGCACAAGAAGCUUUUCGUCUUUCACGAACUAUUCAAUCUCUGCUCAACACAAGAGAACCUGACCUAGCCCAGAGGUUGACCCCUUGUAGUAGUGACUUGACAUUGCCUGAUUCCAGUGAACGCCGAGACAAUAACUCAGUCGGCAGUUGUAGCUCGCUACUGCAAGGCCACAAAUCCUUGGAUGGAUCUUCAUGCUCCACUACAACAGGAGACGAGUCAGAAAUCAUUUCGACACCUAUCCUGGAAACAGUCGCAACUAAUCACUUUACCAAGACAAAUGCCCCGGUUAUUGAGGAUGAAAGUGGGUUUUCAUCGAUGAGUUCCUUCCAAGAAAACAAUUCUGCAGAAUACCGGAAUGGAUUUUGCCAUGACCUCCGAUCCAGAUUACCGGAAAUCCAUGCCUACCCUGAAAUUGGUUUGCCACUGAUAGUAGAUCCAGCCCAGCAUCAUCGUAGAUGGAGUUCAACACCGGUAGACCAUUUGUAUGCCAAUGUGCCGCAGAACAAUACAUCUUAUUGCAGUAAUGAAGAUAAAAUGUCAGUAUGCUGGGUGUGAAUAUCAUUUCUUCACCCCUUCUGCUUACUGUGGGACAAUUUACUUCCACUGUUGUUGUACAGUAUGAAAGUUUAAAAAUUUUAUAGGCUUUCAAAUCCUAUUAAAAUUCUCAUGCAGUAAAAUCAAGUGUACAAUAUUUAUAACAAAUCACAUGAAAGGAACUUGCCUAGACACUCUGCUUCAAUGAAUUUCUUUAUCAUGCCAACCGUGAGUCAGCAUCCACAAUUCCAGUAAAACAAAUGAUAGUUUUAAGAUUGACCAAAGGGGGGGAGGGGCUGACUGAUCUCUCGAAUUUUUCUACUUGACAAAACCCGCAGGAAAUAGUUAUGAAGUCCCUUGGAAUUUAUUGGUUGAACAUUUAGAUAUACAUUAAAUACAUUAUUUUUAUGUGAUUCAAUAAAGUUACUCUUAUCUACUUAUAUCAAAUGUGUAAACUGUGUCAUUCUGCCUGGUCAUUUUUUGGAACAAAUAUCUGCCAAGUCCUGUGAUAAAUCAAGUAGAAGCCAAAAUUUUGUUUUCCUUUAGAGUUCUCGUGUAAGUAGUCCAGUUCUUCAAGGACUUUGUAGUCCUGGUUCAUUUUGUCAUCUCUUGCACCAAGGAGCGUAUUUGGCACACACUGUUCAGUAUUUCUAGGAACACUUUGUUUUUUUUCACAGGAUUUUUUCACGAAUUUGUCUGAAAAUUUUCGUUUUUUUUCACAAGUGUGCAGAAAAAUCAUUAGUAGUUUCUAGCAAAUUCAUACAACAGUUCUUAUUUAAAAAAAUAAAAUACUAGUAAGAGAUACUGAAACAGUGCUACUUAGAUACAAUCCUUCAUUCAGGAUGAUUCAGGUGAUUUGUAAUAUUUGGAGGAAAGUACUCCUUGGCAUCUCGCUACUCAAAAAGUGACUGAUGUUUGCCGAAAUUAGUGGCUUUCUUAAAUUUUCAAGAGUUGUUGGCAAUGAGUCUCUUCUCAGUUUAUAUUUUUUGAAGGAUCGUUCUUUCUGAUCAGUCGUAGAAUUACGGCCUUUCAAAAUUUAGAGUUCUUGUCUCAAAUAUACCUACCUACUGAUAGUAACUUACCUGGUUCUUUGAGCUCUAAACUAAAUUACCUUCUUUUUUGCUGUCGUUAGAAACAAAAACGUAAAACAAAAACAAAAAUCUUGGCAAACAUUUAUAUAUUCUCUAUUCAUUAAUCAUUAAUAUGAAGAAUGUCCGUUUAAUAAUUUCGUUUGUAAAUCAUGUAUAGUUCAUUAAGAUUUUUCUUUAUCUAUCUUUCAUGAUCUCUUCGUAUGAAUAAAUGGAAUUUUGAUUUAUAUUUAUGAACAACUCCUAGAAAAAACUACAUAUUUUUCUAUUUAUCAGGUUUUUAACUAUUUAUGAGUGAAUUUCUACAGAGAAAGAUACUUUUGUACUCCAAAAACAAAAUGCUACCGGGCCUGUGAACUUCUAAUGCAGGCAUCAAAAUUAGUAGUAGAAAAAGAGCUGUAGUCCAACUUACAGGACAAAUUUCUGUUAAGGUAUUUGGGUGUCAUUUUUUGUGGUUAUUCACCCUUAGUGUUAAUAUGAGUGUAGAGGUAUUAUAUUCCUAAAUUUUUUUCCCCCAUUCUCUGCUCUUUCCCAUCUCCCACCGCUUUCAAAAAAAUUGCAGAGUUCUUUUAGUUGUAUGAAGAUAUUUUUAUCUUUCUUUUAAGUUUUCUCCCCAAUGCAUAAUUUUUGUCAUUUUCCUUCCUGUUUGUUUUUUCUCUUUGCAAUUUUUUGUUCUUUGCUGAUCAUGGGACAGCUAACACGUACUUGCCGCUUUCUAAUGAAUCUAGAGCAGUCAUGUUUUACUUUGGAUUGCGUGUUGAGGCUCGGAAGACUUUAUACCGAUUAUUAAGUUACAAACUUCCUCUCAUGAUAAUUUUACUUUCUCUCAAUAGAUUGAGUAGAUGAUAAAACACUUAUUCAACCCUGUUUUUUUAUUUGAAACUAUAGGGGAAUUGGUACAUAAUGAUAAACAACUUCAAUUGCGAUGUUCAACAAUGUGAAUGUCCACAUAUAUUUCAUUUUUUCAAAGGAAAACCAAAGAACAGCCUCUAUCGAAAUUUUUCAUGAUUUUCUUUCAUUCAUUUAAAAAAAAGCAUUCAAAAUUGUAUGGGAGAGUUUGACUGGUUGCCCUCAGGAAAAUAAAAAAUAAUUGGAAAUGUUUAAACGCAGAUACUGAAGUACACAUUUUUUGCAUCUAGCCAUCAAUUUGCUAUAAGUAAACAACUGAUUAACCUGAUUUUAUAAAUGUAACAGUAAACAUUAAGGAAAUAUUUGUUUAAGUGAGUGUCCUUACAGCAGUUUUCUUUUGUUUGGUAUUGGACUGUCUUUUUGUACUUAUCAUUUUGACUCAUUUUUCUUUGUCCAGUAGUUAGUUAUUUUUUUUUCUCUCUCUCCAUGAUUUUUAGUAAAAUUAUUUAAAGAUUUAUAAGUAAUCUAUCACAAAAAUAGUCUCUUGUCUAGAAAAAUGUUCUUCGCAAAAUCUGUCAACCAUCAAUGUAGGUAAAGUAAUAGUGUUGUGCAACCAUGCAAUUUCACGUUACAGCAUAUAGUAAAGUCUAUUCUCUUUUAUUUUAUUCAUUCAUAACUUCUCGUCAGCCUUAACCAAGACUGCUCCUAUUCUCCACAGAAAAAUCUAUUUUUGUAUAUGUUGUAAAUAUUUAAUUUGUUCACCCUGUGCUACUGGUACUCACCAUAAGCCUGCCUUUAAACCUAUCCAGUGCUAAAGUGUAAUUGCAGUUUAUUGGAAACUGCCAGAAAAACUGUCACUAUCACUAAAUUUUCUUUGGAUUUAUGUAUUAAAGUUAUUUUUUCUACAACGGCUCCUGAGGGUUCUUGGCUUCAUAAAUCUUUUGAAUCAGCUUAUGUGUGAUACAUGUUUCUAAUGUUUGGACAGACGUUUCAACUUUUAAUAGAAUUUUAAAUUAAGUUGUUGUGUAAAUUAUAAAAAAAUAAUAAUCCUUCCGUUUUUUGAAUUGCAUUCUGCCUACUGAUCAGUAAAAACAUUCAAAUUAUUUUUAGUGUCAUUAUUUACGGAUGUAUAAGUAAUCUGUCACAAAAGUAGUCUGUAUCACAACCCCGUGUACCUACUCUCCAAGUGUUCGGUACCCUUAAUCGGAUAAUCAGGCUAACUGCAUUUCACGAUGCCUAAUUUUCUUUCGUGUUUUUUUUUUUUUUCUUUCUUCAGCAAACUAACGUCUUUAAUGUUAUUGAACUUCCUCUGGCUUCACUGUAUAUCAUGAAGAAUACACUCCUAAAUUUCAGGAUGUUGCCUCGUUUUUUUGUCCAAAAAAUAAAACAAGAGAGGAGAUCAGGCAAUCCUUUAUGUAGUUAGUUUGAUUCUUGUUAUGAAUUUUGAUUGAUCAAAAUUAGUGCAUCAGGAACAAGUAUUCAUUUUUAAAAAUGACUUCCUUAGGAUUUUUAUGUACUAUUGUUAAUUGUCAAAGGGUAGAAAAUAUCGUAAAUCUUGGUUCAUCAUCAGAAGAACAAAGUUUAACUAUUUUGUCUAAAGGCUACAGGUAGAUUUUCUCAGUUUUUUUUCAUGUAGCAACAGUGUUUCUCAAAAUCUCCUACAGGAUCUCUUCCAGAAUUGUAAACGAAUUUGUUGAGUUUAUUCUAUUUUACUCUUAUAAAAGAGUCACUCUAACUAAGUUUUCUGCCUUUCAGUACCCAAAAUAAACCCUCAGGGUUCAGUUAACUAGUUUCCAAAUUUCUCUUCACUCUUUCAAUUGUGUUCUCACUAGUAUGAAUAAUUUUGUCUCUUAAAUGUGUUUCUCAGUAGUUUUGAGUGAGUGUGAGUGUUAAAAAUUCCGAACUAAGGCUUAAAUUUCAUAACACCACUCCUGUAAAUAUUUACUCUAAGGUGUGUUUUUGAGUUUUUCGUUUCUUAAAAAAUCAAAACUUUUACCGAUCAAUUGAACCAUUUAAUUGUGGUGGUUGUAAAAUUUGUUAAUAAAAGUAUAUUUGAACAUAA